Molecule: messenger RNA, 2081 nt
Organism: Cuscuta europaea
Lineage: Eukaryota; Viridiplantae; Streptophyta; Magnoliopsida; Solanales; Convolvulaceae
Source: the annotation of a GenBank genome assembly
GAGCAAUCAAACAAGAAUGUGUGGGUAGCCCUAACAUUCCGAGUUGGGGACGAACAAAAAAGUGCUUUUUUUUAAGAAAAAGGGGAUGUUUUGUCUUCACGGUGUCUAGCUAUUAACUUGUCAACUCAGCAAAAAUGAAUUGCAGACUACCUGCGCGUCGGAGGAUGUAUUACACAGGUAAUGUCUAAAUUGAUGAGUUAGACUAGAAAGCCACACGUUGGAGUCUCGUAGAUGCUCUGAAAAAAUCUGAGUCAAUUCCCGCCUGCCCAAAUACAGUCGGGGUUAUUGCUUUUUCUCCACCGUCAGCGGCGGGCCUCGUUUCUCCGAAAAAAUGGCUACAGAGGAAGCGUCAGAGACCAUAUUGAUUCGGCAUCUCCCGGAAGCUAUCCCUCCCGAAACUCUCUCUAGACUCUUAACUCACUACGGCGCAUCUUCUGUCCGGCCUUGUACUCAUGGAAGUGUAAAAAAUUGUGCCUUUGUAGAUUUCAAGGAUGAAGCAUUGGCAUAUCAAGCACAAAGGCAGUUGAAUGGACUGCGGUUUCUUGGUAAGAUAUUAUCUGUUGAAAGAGCUAGUAAACGAACUGAGGCAGACAAGCAUCAACAGCAGAGUGUUCAUGGCACUGGCAAGGAUUCAAUCAAUUUGAACAAAGAUAGUGCUUCAUACAAAGAUUGUGAUGGAAGCUCAAUAUCCUACCUACGCAAUGAACCAAUUGCUGAAAGACUUGGAGUGGAAUAUCCGUUUCCACCUCAUCUUGAAUAUGCAUACCCUCCACCUGAUGGACACAUUCUGACUAAUAUUGUAAAUGCUCUUAUCGCUGUUCCACGGUUUUACACACAGGUCUUACACUUGAUGAACAAGAUGAAUAUCCCUGCUCCAUUCCGGACUGCACUGCCCACUCCACCUCUGCCAAUCCCAGCAUCUUUCACCCCUCAACCUCCACCACCUCCUCCACCAACAGAUAAUGAAACUACAGCAAACAACUUGUUGAGCAGUGAAUCAGAAAUGGAGUCUUCUGAUGAGGAAACUCCUCCAUGUGUUGGUGGCCCUAAAAGAAAGCGGGUGAAGCGAGAAGCUAUUGUUGGUCCUGCGGUGAACAAAGAUGUCGCUCAUGAGGCUGUUGGAUUGAAACCUGCUGUUUUGCUUCCAAAAGAAAUGCCAAUGAUAAAAAAGAAGAACUCCGUAUUGCAGAUCAAAAUAGCACCUAAACAAGUUCAUUCUGACCGGAUGAAUGAUGAUAGUACAAGAGAUGUACAUGGGGAAGAUGCGGAGAAUUCAGAUAAUAAGCCUGUUCUGACUAUUGAAGAAUUGAAGAGUGGGAAAUUGGUCCCUGAAGAAAUUUUGUCACUUCCAGUGUUCAAGAAUUAUUCUGUCGGGGAUCCAUCUAGGGUGUUGUACAUCAAGAACUUGUCAAGGGAUGUAAUUACAGAUGACUUCUACUUCAUUUUUGGAUCCUUCUUUGAAAGUACUGAUGCUGCUAGAUCCAGUCUGACUGUGAAGUUAAUGCAGGAAGGAAGAAUGCGUGGUCAAGCUUUUAUUACAUUCCCGACAGUUGAACUAGCUCAGAAUGCAUUGAACCUGGUGAAUGGGUAUGUGUUUAAAGGCAAGCCCAUUGUCAUUCAGUUCGGGCGUAAUACUGCUUCCGAGACCAGCUAAUGGGACAGGGGUCACUGCUGUUAUAUUCUGAGAGAAAUUUAAAUUAUGACACUCAAAACUUCAUUAUGAGGGGUGACUCAAGCAAGCUUCCGUCCAAAGUUGAAGAGACAAUGGCAAUGUGUAUAGUUGUUCAUAUGCUUACCUAAGAAGCUUCAUUCUGUUAAAUGUUUUUUGGCGUCUAAAUCAGCAUUUGUACAUACAUUAACCUUGUUAUAGAGUAUAGACUAUGGUCAAAUAUUUUGCGUUAUGCUUGGGGAGAUCACUUUUACACCUUGAAUCGUCCCGUGAGUGUCAUUUUCAACUCGUGUUUUUAUGAUACUCGUGAAAAUGCAAGGAUUUUGGUACACUAUUAUCAUAUCAACCUUGACUCCUUGAUCCACAUUGUAAUGUAGACGAUGAUUUUAUUUAUUAUUCCAUGCUUCCAGCA